AUGAAAAGAGAGGUAAAAGCAGGAGUCGGCUUUUUGAAGCGGCUUGUCGUGGCACGCGGCAAGAUCGAUGAAGCCAAAGCACAGUUGUUUGCCGAGAAGCUUCAGCAGCUCUUAUGCGCCAAAUUCGAUGGUCACUGGUACCCAGAGUGCCCCACCAAAGGCCAGGCUUUUAGAUGCAUUCGAAUAAAUGAGGGACUACCCAAUGAUGACAUGCUCCUGAAGGCCUGCGAGGAGAGUGAGCUCACACCCAGCGAUCUCUGUCUUCCACCAGAGAUUACUGUGUGGAUUGACCCAAUGGAGGUGUGCGUGAGAUCCAGAGAGAAUGGUUUCCCAUUCUCUAUAGCCUGUUUCAAAGACAAAGAAGAUGACGAGAAAGGACAGGAAGAUUCUUCCAUAGACUCGACAAACCACGACACGUCCGACUACCACUCUGCUACAUCUUCUGAUUGCGGUUCCACCGUGUGCAGUGAUACAGAGGAGGAGGCAAAGGACGGAGAGACGGAAGGGGAGCAAGAAAACAAGGCACUGGUGAAAGAGCAGCCUGUGCAGGACAACAAUGUCGAAAUUACAAUGGUGCCCAGAAUUCGGAAACGUCAUGGAGGCAGAGCAAGAAAAACCAAACACGGUAGAAACGGGGUUCAGGCCAACCUCCACUAUUACUUCCCACCUGUACCAGUCUGGCCCCAUUGCAAGAAUGGUGCCCCAGUGUUCCUCACCACAGUUGCUGCCCCGCCGCCAACACCAUUACCACCCCAUCAGAUGUACAUGCAUUACAUGAUACCGCAGCCUCCUCCACAUUUCAUCAUUCCCCGGACCACUCUGCAGCCAUGUGGGUAUGAACCCCUCAACUGA
Messenger RNA from Nerophis lumbriciformis (worm pipefish), 852 nucleotides. The record is from RefSeq and is a predicted model, not a curated record. NCBI's taxonomy places the organism in Eukaryota, Metazoa, Chordata, Actinopteri, Syngnathiformes, Syngnathidae.